Colletotrichum truncatum is the source of this 321-nucleotide messenger RNA. Its product is annotated as 4-coumarate:coenzyme a ligase. Lineage: Eukaryota; Fungi; Ascomycota; Sordariomycetes; Glomerellales; Glomerellaceae. The record is from RefSeq and is a predicted model, not a curated record.
AUGGCCCCCCGUAUCUCUGCCGGCAAGUCCACCGAGACUCUCUGCUACGGUGUCGCCACCGUCGGCGCUUUUCUUCCCAUCUACCUCAUGCUGCCUGGUGCCGAGCAGCGUCUUGCCAUGCAGACGACAAAGUGGGCGCCUCGCUGGGAGCGUAACGUCUCCUACUUUACUCCUGCUGCCGAGAGAGGCAUCAAGCGCGUAGAACCCCCCGUCUCCCGCAUGGUCAAGCGCAUUGAUGACAGGCUACCCCUUGAGAAGAUGGCCAAGGGCAUCGACAAGCGCAUCAGGAGCGGCAUUGACCGCUUCAACAACACCAAGUAG